This is a messenger RNA of Penicillium argentinense, 1977 nucleotides long. RefSeq names its product Zn(II)2Cys6 transcription factor. The record is from RefSeq and is a predicted model, not a curated record. Gene Ontology annotation, biological process: DNA-templated transcription; positive regulation of transcription by RNA polymerase II. NCBI's taxonomy places the organism in Eukaryota, Fungi, Ascomycota, Eurotiomycetes, Eurotiales, Aspergillaceae. Gene Ontology annotation, cellular component: nucleus. Bases 1 to 1977 code for a protein of 658 amino acids. Gene Ontology annotation, molecular function: sequence-specific DNA binding; zinc ion binding; DNA-binding transcription factor activity, RNA polymerase II-specific. The transcript has 6 exons.
AUGCCAACCUCCAAACCGGCGGACUCGGUCGUCAAGCGCAAGAACAAGAAAUCCAUCGCCUGCCGACGAUGUCACACCCACAAGAUUAAGUGCUCGGGCGGACAGCCGUGCUCUAAGUGUCGGGGGAUGGGUCUUGCGGCCGGUUGGAGUAGUUACCUGGAUCAACUGGCAGCAGAGAAUGAAAAGUUGCGUGAGCAGCUCUCUCAAUCUCCCGGUUUUCCAGGCGUGGAUUCACCGGUUCGUACCCAAGCUGAAGAUAUUCACGACGCCCAUGUGCAAAACCCCAUGCUCAGCGAACGCGGCUGGUUUCAACCCUACGACCACUCCGCCCCACCAGUCCACAUCGGCGAAGCAGCCUGCACAGCCUUCGCGACGCGCCUGCGUCAAGUGUUAACACAAAGCAAGGCAACCUCGCACAUGCCGCGGACGCAGUACACGCCCGAAGCAACGCUGUACAAAAUCCGGGAUCCGGACUUAGAAUGGCCGGGUCUUCCUCAGGCAAGACUACUUGUGCAGAUUGUCAUUAACCAGGUUAGUCGGGUUUAUCAUCUUUUUCUGCGGAAGGCGACGAUUCAGGAAUUGGAGGAUGUUUAUGCCCGGGGACAUUUCGAUGACCCCGUGCUUAAGAUGAAGUUUUUUGCGCUUUUUGCGCUUGGUGAGGUUUAUUCUGCGCGCUCGCAUUCGAGCCUUGAGGGUGGGAUUCCCGGUGCGAAGUUCUAUGUUAACGCUAUGACCCUGAUUCCGAUUUUGCCUGAACGGCCGAGUUUGACGCAUGUUGAGGCGCUUUUGCUUUUGUCACUAUAUUGCUAUUUCUUGAACCGUCGCCAUUCGGCAUUCCUGCUGGUCGGCGAUGCAAUGCGUCUUGGGCUGACGCUCGGGUUGAAUCACGAUAUCCCCGAAUGCAACUGCCCCGAUCCCAUCGUCCGCCAACACCGGAUACGCCUUUGGUGGGCAAUCUACGUCUACGACCGCAUGUACGGGUCCAAGACCGGAUGGCCGAUCCAGAUUGCAGACGACGAUAUCCACGUCGAGAUGCCAUCGGAGGUCCCCAGCGAUCCCAACUUAGAGCAAUUCUCCGAUACGCAGUUCCUCGUCGCGAGUAUUCAGCUCGCCAGAAUCACGGGGCAGGCCAUUGAGAAAAUAUACAGUCGGAAGCGCCAGCCAGACUCAUUCCUCCAACGGGAGCAGAAACUCCUCAUCGCGCUGAAAGAAUGGUCGCAGGCCCUGCCGUCGCAUCUCCGACUCAACCGCGAUGGAUACGUCCCCAAACACGUGGCCUCGCUACAUCUGCAAUUCAACCAGUGUAUCAUGUUGGCAACACGACCGAUCUUGCUGUAUACACUCAUCCAAUCGCGCAACCAGGAAAUUCCGGAUGGAGGCUCUGCGAAUCCGAACGAGCAGACACUAAAAACCCUCGGCGACGCCUGCAUCCAUGCUGCACGACACACGCACUCACUCAUAGUGGAAGAAUGGACGAACGGCUCCCUACCGAUCUACGGGUACUUCUACGCGCACUACCUCUUCUCCUGCGCGCUUAUCAUGGUCAUCUCCAGCCAGAUCUACGCAGAAAAUCAAACCGACUUCGCUCUCUUCGAAACAGGCUAUGAAAUUCUCCGCGCGAUGCGCGACCACGGGAACCUGGCCGCGACCGAGUUCUAUGAUAAUCUCGAAUGUGUCCGGCAGUCUCUUGAUUCGCCGAACCGGCCUUCCAUACCCAACACUUCUCUCACUGACCCAGUGCCCGCCGACGCCCCCUCGUUCCUACCGGGGCCGCGGCUCAGUGAGGCGGGGCUGGACCUGCCCGAAACCGCAGCGUCGGGCACACUGGCGGAUGAAAUGGUAUUUUUGGACCAGAGUAUGGAAGACUUUUUGGCGCAGCCGGAUGUGGACUUUGGGCCCUUGGACCCUUCGGGGGUACCGGUUGGGGUGGCGGAUGCGGUGUAUUCGUGGCCGAAUUUUUCGUUAUGGACGGCUUGA